Molecule: messenger RNA, 4474 nt
Organism: Actinia tenebrosa (Australian red waratah sea anemone)
Lineage: Eukaryota; Metazoa; Cnidaria; Anthozoa; Actiniaria; Actiniidae
Biological process (GO): signal transduction; regulation of apoptotic process
Molecular function (GO): protein binding
Source: RefSeq, a predicted model, not a curated record
UUGCGAGAGGGAAUACCCUUAAACAGGACAAGAAGGUAUGAACUAGAAAACUCUUUCUAGCUUCAAUUCAUCUGGAAUCCCGCUGCAUUUCCUUGCCAAAAUGAACGAAUUCCGUGUAUUACUCCUCGAUAUUGCCCAGCAUCUACGAAAAGAUGAUUUAGAGCACCUUAAGUUUGCUUGCAGUACAUUUAUUCCUGCCGGAAGAGCAGAGUUUAUUUCUCGACCACACGAAUUAUUCUUGGAAUUGGAGAAGAUGGGCAAACUAAGUGAGAGUGACCGAGAAUUUCUGGCAGUUAUCCUCGUCAAAAUCGGCAGGAAUGACUUAAGAAAUAAACUCCUUGGGAUCCCAGAAAGACCACUGUAUGAAGAACGACCACAUACUCAAGCUACAGCCAGAAGACAGCAUCAGUUGGAGCCUUUCAAACAAAGAGUCUCAACAGAGAUUAUCUUGGAAAUUGCUGAAAAAACUAGCACCAGUUGGAAGUUUUUAGGCCGGCACCUCAAGGUACCAGAGCACACUUUAAGUAAUAUUGAUGACACAUAUAAAARAACAGAGGAAAAAGGAUAUGCAAUGCUGAAGAAAUGGUCUGAAACCAGUGCGACACCUACAGUACUUGUUCUCUUGAGGGCACUAGAUAAGUGUGGGAGAAGAGAUCUUGCGGAGAUCAUUGAAGAAAAAUUUGGACCAAAUGUGAAUGUCCCUGGACAAAGACAGUUCCCAAAUAUGCGGGAUCUGGAAGAUAACCUACCAGACAUAGCUGAUGCAAGGUAUCCCAUAGCACAGCAUGGUGACACUGCCAGACAGGGGCGAACCGAGCAGCAUGUCUUCAAGCAGCAAGAUGAUACCGUACCUACUGAAAUUGUUGCCCGCGGUGCAGAAGCACAGAAAGCGUAUGAAGAAGCCCUUAAAAGUGGAAAAAGAAAAAAUCAGCGUAUACUUGUUAUGGUGGUGGGGCCGGCACGCGCAGGAAAGACGAGUUUACUUAAAUCUUUAAACGGAGAAGAGUUUGACCCAAAAGAAGACAGCACUGAUGGGAUUCAGAUGCAGCACACAUUUUGCAAACCACAAGAAAACUGUUGGGGUAAGGACAGUGACGAAGGUAUCUCAUACUCGGACUGCAUGGCGAACGUUAUUUUUGAGAAUCUUCAAGGCGAAAAUGAUGAAAACAUUGCUGGAGCUAGCAAUGACUCGGAACUCGUAAAAAAUUCGGUGGGAUCCAGUGAAAAUCUUCCAAAGAAUGAUGAUAGCGAUGAUCACAAUGAUGACGAUGACGAGACUAAAGCAAGCGAUUCUUUGCAUGAAGAAACUAGAAAUCUCCCAGAAUCCGUCAAAGAAAAAUUAUUAAUAAAAUUAAAUCAAAAAAGCGACAAGACGAAAAAGAAUGAAUUGUAUAUAAAAGCGAUUGACUUUGCUGGCCAGGCUAUCUACAAUGUCAUCCAUCCCAUAUUUCUAACUUCGAAAGCAGUCUUCAUUCUAGUUUAUAAUUUAAAAAACAUUCUUCAUGAUCCCAUGAAAUCUAAAGUCGAGAAAGAGGGCGCAGAAAGAGAACUCGUAGAUCCCUUUGAGAUGACAAACCUGGAAAACAUGGAGUUAUGGUUGUCCUGCAUUUCUUUCUACACAGAUACACAGAGAAAGCCAAGAGUAGACGAAUUGUCGUUGCCCCCUGUUUUCAUAGCCGGAACCCACGCAGACGAAUUUGACAGUAAGCUCGAAGCUGCAAAACAGAUUAUCCGAAAGAUAUACAAAUGUCUAAGUCCCAGUAAAAACCCAACUGGCUAUCAUGUUAAACGUGAUCAAAUCUACACCGUGAAUAACAGUAUUUCUGGUAAUGGAGAAAUAAGAGAUGAGUCCGUUAGAAAACUCAAGGUAGAUGUUGAAGAGUUGUCAAAGUCUCUUCCACAUAUGAAUGAAGAUAUUCCUAUCAAGUGGCUGUUGUUUGAGGAGCAGCUGUCAGACCUUGUAACGAAGAAAAACAAAAAAUACAUCACAAUCGAUGAAGCUCGGAAGAUAGCCAAUGUGUGUAAGGUGAACGUGAGUGCCAAAUCCAAGGAAUUCCCCACCUUGUUAAACUAUUUGCACGACUUGAAGACUAUAAUUUACUUUGAGGAGACUAAGGUAGUAUUCAUUGAUACGCAAUGGCUGGUCAAGGUGUUUACAAAAGUCAUCGAAGUCAUGCCAGUUGAGAAACGAGAUGGCUUUGAUAAGUCCUGGGAUAAACUGGAAGAAGAAGGUGUCUUGGAAAGAGCUUUGGUGGAGCACGUAUGGAAAGGCUUAGUAGAGGAACAAGACACAGUUGAUUCUCUUCUUUUAAUUAUGGAGAAGUUCUCACUCAUUUGUCGUUGGAAUACUAGCGAAGGAGAAGAAGUGUACCUUGUUCCCUGUAUGUUGUGUAACAGCAUGAAGCGAGAACAAAUCGCAAAUUUCCUAAAAGAUCAGAAGACGACAACAAUGGUCAUUCGUUUUAACACUUCUCAUUUAUCGCUAGGUAUCUUUCCUAGACUUUUUGUAGCUAUUGCUGAAGAAGGAAAGAAAGAAUGGCCAAAUCUACGACAACCAAAACUUUGCAAAAAUUUCUGCAGGUUUUCUAAUGUUGGCAAAGAAAGAAAGUUUGAUGUCUUUGUCAUUCAGUCAAGCAUUCGAACAAUCAGUGUGCUAGUAUACAAUAAACAGAACAGCGAUCUUGAAGACGUCACCAAAUUCUGCCAGUACUUUCGUAAAAUCCUUGCUGAAAUCUUUGAUGACAUGCGGCGAAAGUUUCCUUGGAUGCAAAACGUGACAUUCGAGUAUGGAAUACUCUGUCCUGUUUGUACAAUCUUACCAAACAAUUGCAAUUCUCACGAGAUAGAGGGAUGCACCAGGGAUUCAUGCCUUCACUUCGUAAACGAGGACCGCUUGAGCGAAGAUGCACCGGAAUGCGAGAAGAAUGAUGCAAAUCUAGAUAACGUGAUAGAGGAGGAGGCAUAUAUGUACUGGUUCCCAAGACAAGCUGUAGGUUCGACGUUUAACUUCACUAAAAACCAGAAACGAUGGUUGGUGAUCAGCAUAUGUUUGAACAUUGUUCUUCUUCCGCCAUUACGAAAGUUCUUAGAACCUAAUAUACUGAACCACUACAAUAAUCUGAAGGCCAGAAACAUCCACAGCCAAGUCUAUGGAGGGCAGCUUGCUAAUGACGGAGGCCAAGUAUUGAAUUAUCGUAGCAUAAACAACAAUGGCACAAUAAAGAAAGAAAAAAACUACGACUACAAAGUUACGUCUGCUGUUGAUUUUGGCAAGCUGUACUUACAACCUCGCAUGGCUAAAUUCACAGGGUUCGAUGAUACCUGUGAUCUAUCUGCUGUCCUUGGUAUUCUUUCAUCUGCCAGUGUGUUUUCUUCUGACGUUCAAGACUUCUCAAGUAAAGUACGAGAAGUAAGAAAUGAAUGGGCCCACUGUAACUUGCGGAGCUGGGAUGAAACAAAGUUUGGAGAUUCCUUCAAGGAAAUGCAUUCUCUUCUAAAAGCUCUGAAGCUGUCAUCUGACGAUGAAAAGACAGUAGCUGAUCAACUGAAAGACUGGGAAGAAAAAGGUGUGCGAAUGUGUAUGACCAACACACUUCAACUAGAGUUGGUAAAGGAUAUCGAAGACAAAGUUACCCAGUUAUCUCGAGAAUUCAAUCUUGCUCUCCGUCGAAAUGAAGAAAACUUUGAUCAGAUAUCCCAAGAAGUCAGCAAAAUACUUAAGACCUUGGAUACUGUACAGGAUGCUAUCCAAUCUUUAAAACAGAGAAUGGGCCGUGUUGAGCAAAGAGUGGGAAGUGUUGAGCAAAGAAUGGGGAAUGUUGAGGAAAACUACGAUUGUCUAAAUGACCGAGUUAAAUGUUUGGAAGCAGGAAACCUGAAAUAGAGCUUUUGUUAUGAGAAAAUUAAUGUUUUUUGAGACUAAGCUAGACAUCAGUUUUCUAAUUACUACUUCUUAUCGUAUAUCGUAUGAAAACAAGAUAAAGAACGAUCAAUUAGCUAUGUAAAAAUAUCGAUAUAAGAUUUCAGUAAGGCUACCAUCGCGCACAAGUUUAGAUGAUGGUAUGCAUUGAAUUCACAAGUAAACCUCUUAGCUCCUCCCAUUAGCAUUUGUACCUCUGGUUAUGCCCUACGCAGUUUUUACCCCUUUGCUUAGUUAUUUUAGCACUAUUCUUUUGAAUCUUAUGAUAGAAAUAUUCCUCGUAGCCUUUUCAUACAUUUACAAUAUAUUCAUAUAUUAACUUUAGUUUAAGCUAUGUUUAAUUCCAAGAUUUUCGCUCGUAUUACUCUUUAAUAAGAUAUCACACUUAAGAAUUUACUAUUUCUUUUAGCCAAUCAUGAUUCAAUGAUAUCACAUUGAUGAGAGAUUGACACCUGUCAUAGAAUUAUCAUAAAUAGAGCUCAUGUAAUUAGUUCAACACAGAGAACAGAGAGUAGAAUAAAGAUCCCGGAGCUCGUACCAAGAGCGGUCGUCCCA